GCGGCCAUUUCUCAAGAAUUGAAUGCUUCACUGGUGGUGAUCUUCCCCAAGCUCAGCCUACCGGUUGCUGCCGGCGAGUGCUAUCCUCGCCUCACUCAGCACGAAUCAUUCGCAAGCUUGUACAUGAAGCUGUUUGCCAAGAGCGCAGGAAGCAGUGAUAGAACACUCUACGACACCCAGCUCUACCCGUACCCGCUCCAGCAGUCUGUCUACAUCAACGACUUCCCCUGUCCUUCUCACAUUCUCAUCACUAUGAGAGAUCACUUUCGCCAGGAGUUCACCUUCAACCAGCGGAUUCUGAAUGAAGCUAAGGCCCAGGUUGCUGCCGCUCUUAAAGCAGUGAACAACCUGGCCCUGACCAACGCCACCAUAGUGACCGUCCACGUGCGCAGGACCGACUACCUCGCUCACGUCCAAAACUAUUAUGGCCAAAGUCCUGUCAAAGAUAUAUACUAUCAACGGGCAUUUAAUUUCUUCAGGAACAGAACAAACAAUCCGGUGUUUGUGGUGACUAGUGACGACCCAGAGUGGUGCAAGAAGAACUUUAGAGACAAGGAUAUUGUUUAUGGUGCUGUUUCACCUGUAAAAAGACCGAAAAUUAUUCAGAGACCAUUUGAAGACCAAAAAUAUGAAAAAGACCAUUUGAAGACCGAAACUGAACAGAGUCCACUUUGA
This is a messenger RNA of Procambarus clarkii (red swamp crayfish), 675 nucleotides long. Lineage: Eukaryota; Metazoa; Arthropoda; Malacostraca; Decapoda; Cambaridae. The record is from RefSeq and is a predicted model, not a curated record.